Sinocyclocheilus anshuiensis is the source of this 2713-nucleotide messenger RNA. RefSeq names its product nuclear envelope integral membrane protein 2-like. The record is from RefSeq and is a predicted model, not a curated record. The coding region runs from base 177 to 1622 and encodes 481 amino acids. The transcript has 9 exons. Lineage: Eukaryota; Metazoa; Chordata; Actinopteri; Cypriniformes; Cyprinidae. Gene Ontology annotation, cellular component: nuclear envelope.
UAAAUUAAAUUUCGGGACCCAUCAUGCAGUCUGAAACUGUUAGUCUGGUCUGGGUUACACGAAGCCCACCGAAUUUGAAACCGAAAACAUUAGCUUAGCUCAUGUUAGCUUAGCGGGCCAAUCAUUAACCUGCUGUCUGUCAAAUCUAUCCAUUUAGCACAAUAAUCCACAAAAACAUGGGGAAGUUAGCUGCUUUUAUACCCGUUUUAACUCUUUUGUGUGCUUCAUGGCAACGUGCAGAGGGAAACAAAGGAUAUUCAUACGCAGAUUGCACCUAUGUGAAAGGAGACAGUGCCCACGAGUAUUCUGGGAGUCAAUGCUUCUGUUACAGCCCUGGUACAGAAAUCGAAUGGAAGGACUUCUGGUCCACCUUCAAGGUAAAUGUGACAAGUGAUGAGGACAUCUUUGUCGUGUUUCCAGUGGAGACCAGAAAUUGCCAUCAUCCGGAUGAUCUUCUCACAGUUACUAACUGCUUUGUUGAACGCUACUGGCCACCCACUAUCCAAAGGGAGAAGUCUUUGGACAUUUCACUGGUUGAUGAAGAUGUCUGCUUCAUGACCAAAUCGCCUAGAAGCAAUACUAAGUAUACACUACACGUCUCCAACAAAAGGUUAAAUAGAAUGUGCUUCCUGCUUUUUGUGUGUGGUCUGGUGCUGUUUUUUGGAGCGGGAAACAUAUGCAGGAGCUCACUGUUUUUCUACACCACUGGAGUUACAUUGGGAGUCGUCGGCAUAUUUGUUUUCCUGACGCUUGUUCUCAGAAACUUCGUACCAACACGUGGGCUGUUCCUGGUGUUGUUGGGCGCUGGCUCUGGUCUGUCCUACAUGGGGAUCCAGAGGGUGAUAAAUGAAUGGGAUGACAUCGUGACUGAGCACUGGAUGGAAUUACUGGUUUAUGUGCUCAUUUCGGGGUUAGUUAGCUUUGCUGUAUGCUAUAAACACGGCCCCAUCACCAACAAACACACCCUCAACUUUAUGACCUGGGGUAUGCAAGUAGUGAGCAUGGUUUUGCUGUACUAUGGGAUUACUAUCCCCCCUGCCUACUACGUACUGAUCAUGUUGCUGUUGUGCUGGAAGAUUCUGCCCUUGGCCUGGAGCCUUCUGAUGUGGAUUUGCAGUCUCUUUUACUCAUUCCUGGGCUUGUUCCGGAGGAAGAAACGGCCCAAGCUCAGGCUACUGACUGAGGAGGAGUACAGAGAGCAGGGAGAGAUCCACACCAGAGCCUCCCUGGAAGUAUUACAGGAGCACUGUAACAAGUCUGGCUUUCCUGCAUGGGACACUGUGUUGAGGCUCAGAUCACCGCAAAAGUUUGCAGAGUUUCUGCGCAAUGGCAGUCACGUCACUCAAGAGGAGCUUCAGAAUCAUGAGAAUCAGUACGGGCUUGGUGGGGAAUAUUACGAAAACAUGCUCUUCAACAGCAGCUCCAGUGACACCCAGUCGCACAGAGGAGAAGCAGAGGACAAUAGCGAAGAUGAGCGGGAUAGUAACAGUCCUCCAACCCUAAAUAAUGUCCCCAGUCCUGCUGUAUAUACUGUAUAUACUCCAGCUGUCUGCCAGUAUCCCCCUGUCACCUACACCCCUCAGCCAGAACCCAUGGAUCCAGAAGACCAGGACUUCUUUUAAAAUUGUCCUGUUGUCAAUUUUGUCAUGUUAAUUUUAAAGAGACUUUUUGAAACGCUAAACAUUUUUAGGAAGGAAUGACUUGAAGGAACAUUAGUAGGUCCAUAAGGAUUGUAAAAAUAAUCUUUCUUUCUCAUUUGUGUUUAAAUGAUGUCUUUCAGACAGAGUGGGCUGCUACUAUUAUAUAUUUUUUUUAGCAGGAGUUUGUAUUCUCGUACCCAAGUGAUGCAGAGCUGGGAAUAACACUUUUUUUGUACAUACUGUAUGUUAAUAGUGUGUGUGAAUAGAUAGUGACUGUGCUGCUCUCAGGUAUAUCAGAUCAUCAGGACAUCAUUGCAGUUUGCUAAUACAUUUGCCUCAACACAUACAGUCCCACAGCAUUUAUGUAAUUGAAGGAAACAGUGCACUCUAGUGUUGGUUAAAGGAACAGUUCACUUAUAAAUGCAAAUUGUGUCUGGUUUACUCACGCUCAUCUUAAUCCAAACCUCUCUGUCUUCCUUGGAACACAUAGAGGAAGUUUAGCGGGAUCUCCAAAUUGCUCUUUAUCAUAUAGUUAAACUAAACGAGGACAUACGGUUUCCAAAAGUUUCAAAACUGCACAUCUAAGCAUCAGCUAAAUCACUGAAUGUUUUUUUUUUUGCCUUCCACUUGAUAUCUAUUAAUCAUCAAGUUUCUUUAGUGCUUGGGUGUCCAGUCCUGGUCUUGGAGGGCCGACAUCCUGCAGAUUUUAUUUCCAAUUUUUACCUACCUGGAAGAUUCUAGUAAUCCUUAAGACCUUGAUUACUUUAGUUCAGCUGUGCUUAAUUGAGGUUGAAGCCAAAAUCAGCAGGACUGGACAUCCCUGCUUUAGAGGCUCUGUAGAAUUUUCAUGUUAGUGUGAACCAUCCCUUCAAAAUGAAUCAACUCAUUGUGUAUGUUCUGCAUCAUCUCAUGUGGGUUUACACAUCUACAUGCUGGCAUUUCAUAUUCUUUCCUUUUUAUUGAACUUUUAUCUGAAGAAAGAAUGUAUGUUUUAAAAAAAAACAUUUCAUUUUAAGUGUUUACAGCCUUUUAUAUUGCCAUUUAAUUAAAUUAAAAAAAGACAAAUGGCUAAA